This is a messenger RNA of Colletotrichum phormii, 1183 nucleotides long. RefSeq lists its product as uncharacterized. NCBI's taxonomy places the organism in Eukaryota, Fungi, Ascomycota, Sordariomycetes, Glomerellales, Glomerellaceae. The coding region runs from base 91 to 1140 and encodes 349 amino acids. The record is from RefSeq and is a predicted model, not a curated record. The transcript is spliced from 7 exons.
UUCAUAUUCUCAACAUCGGCUUGGCGGGUAUUUCGUCGUUGGCACCGCCGCGAUGGCUCUGCCAGUCAGCGCGACAGCAGAGUGCUGGGUAUGGUACUGCCUGGCGAUCGGGGCGGUCGUUAUGAGAUAUCACAGUACCUCGUCCGCAAGCGCAGGUUCUUCGAUAAGAUUACUGUAGACGACAUAUUGAUGGCCAUCAUAGUACUGAUAUACACGACUUCGAUAUCCGCCCUGUAUAUCUACUUUAACAUUGAUGCCUCAACCGACUUCGAUGCCCUCACUCCGAACGAGUACGCUGCUGUUGGUCGUAGGAUGGGAAUCAUGAACAUUCUAUCCGAAACUUCGAUGCAAACAACACUUUGGGGUAAUAAGUGUUGUUUACUGCUAUUGUACAACCGCCUGACUCUCUUUGGUCAUUAUCGAAAGACAUGGGUUAGCGUUGCAGCUUACACCGGGUUCGCAUACGUCGCGGUCAUCGUUUCGCUAUAUGGAGGAUGGUGUAGGCCGUUUUCUGACUACAUGGAGCUCGAGCCAGAGAAUAUGGAAUGCUUAACAUGGAAGAACUACAACAUAUUGCAAAUCACGAUGAACCUUUCGACGGAUUUAGUGCUUCUUCUGAUCCCGGUCACACUGAUUAGUCAGUUGAAGAUGAAAAUCGGAAAGAAACUUCUUCUCAUCUGUCUUUUCAGCAUGGGUGUAUUCGUUAUGCUAUGCGCAAUCCUCACCAAGGUCGCUGUCUUCACCUACUCGACUGACCCCGUCUGGUUCAUGUGGUGCGUGCGCGAGACGAGCACCGCGAUGCUAGUCGGCAACCUCGUCCUCGGCAUGCCCAUCCUCCGCGCCGCGUGGCGGUGCGUCUUCCCUCAGAGCAGGAACGCGCCGCCGCGAGACGGGGAAUCCUCUGCGGGCACGGGGGAGACGUACGCGACGUACAACACGGCGAAAAAGGUCUCCCGCGUCGGCUCGGACGCCUGGUUGUCCCCGGAGCAGCAGCACCACGGGGGUGGUCCGUCUCAGUGGAACUCGCCUCCUGCCGCCAGGGUCGCGAUCAGUAGCGUCUACACGGAUUUUGAGCUUUACGGGAAGGCUGGGGCUAAGGAUGAGACUAGGGGGUUAUCAAUGGGGCCGGAGGAUGCGUGAUGUGGAAAGAGGGUUGGCAGGGCAGACUCGACUGGAUGCGAGG